GUCUCCUUCUCUUUUGCUAUAAAGAAAGGCCUCCGCCUCUUCUUUUCUUCACAAUUGAAAUUGUUUCGUUUCUCAACAUUCAAAGAAAUUCCCUUCAAUUCUCUCGAAGCCUCUUUUUCAGCCUGUCAAGAUGCAAAUCUUCGUGAAAACUCUUACCGGCAAGACCAUCACCCUUGAGGUGGAGUCAUCUGAUACCAUCGACAACGUCAAGGCUAAGAUCCAGGACAAGGAGGGCAUCCCUCCAGACCAGCAGCGUCUCAUCUUCGCCGGAAAGCAGCUAGAGGACGGCCGUACCCUCGCAGACUACAACAUCCAGAAGGAGUCAACCCUCCAUUUGGUGCUCCGUCUGCGUGGUGGUAUGCAGAUCUUCGUCAAGACCCUCACCGGCAAGACCAUCACCCUCGAGGUCGAAAGCUCCGACACCAUUGACAACGUCAAGGCCAAAAUUCAAGACAAGGAAGGUAUCCCCCCAGACCAGCAGAGGCUGAUCUUCGCCGGCAAGCAGCUGGAGGAUGGCCGUACCCUCGCAGACUAUAACAUCCAGAAGGAGUCAACCCUCCACUUGGUGCUCCGUCUGCGUGGUGGUAUGCAGAUCUUCGUCAAGACCCUCACCGGCAAGACCAUCACCCUGGAGGUCGAAAGCUCCGAUACCAUUGACAACGUUAAGGCUAAGAUUCAAGAUAAGGAGGGCAUCCCACCGGACCAGCAGAGGCUGAUCUUCGCCGGAAAGCAGCUUGAGGAUGGCCGUACCCUUGCUGACUACAACAUCCAGAAGGAGUCCACUCUCCAUUUGGUGCUUCGUCUCCGUGGUGGUAUGCAGAUUUUUGUGAAGACCCUGACGGGAAAGACCAUCACUCUGGAGGUCGAGAGCUCGGACACCAUUGACAAUGUCAAGGCGAAGAUCCAGGACAAGGAGGGUAUCCCACCAGACCAGCAAAGGUUGAUCUUUGCAGGAAAGCAGCUGGAGGAUGGCCGUACCCUUGCUGACUACAACAUCCAGAAGGAGUCCACUCUACAUUUGGUGCUUCGUCUCCGUGGUGGUAUGCAGAUCUUCGUGAAGACCCUGACCGGAAAGACUAUCACUUUGGAGGUCGAGAGCUCGGACACCAUUGACAAUGUGAAGGCGAAGAUCCAGGACAAGGAGGGAAUCCCACCAGACCAGCAGAGGUUGAUCUUUGCAGGGAAGCAGCUGGAGGACGGCCGUACUUUGGCUGACUACAAUAUUCAGAAGGAGUCUACCCUUCACCUUGUGCUGCGUCUGAGGGGUGGUAUGCAGAUCUUUGUGAAGACCUUGACUGGAAAGACCAUCACGUUGGAGGUGGAGAGCUCGGACACAAUCGACAAUGUUAAGGCCAAGAUCCAGGAUAAGGAAGGUAUUCCCCCAGACCAGCAGAGGUUGAUCUUUGCUGGGAAGCAGUUGGAGGAUGGAAGGACUCUGGCCGACUAUAACAUCCAGAAGGAGUCUACCCUUCACCUUGUCCUCCGUCUCCGUGGUGGUUUCUAGGAAGUGGAAGUCUCUGGUGUCACCCUGCUUUUAAUGAAUGUUUCUGUGGUUCCCUUAAAACAAUGUUUUUAAGUUUUUUAUUUUUAAGUUUCAAGUUUCAUGGUACUGUCUCUGCCUCUUGGGGAGGCAUUUAUCUAGUUUGGUUUCCUGGUACUUUUUGUUUAAUAAAUAAAUUUGUUCUUGAGUAAUAAUUUCAUCUCUCUGCU
Prunus dulcis (almond) is the source of this 1710-nucleotide messenger RNA. RefSeq names its product polyubiquitin. Gene Ontology annotation, cellular component: nucleus; cytoplasm. The transcript is spliced from 2 exons. Gene Ontology annotation, biological process: protein ubiquitination; modification-dependent protein catabolic process. The record is from RefSeq and is a predicted model, not a curated record. Gene Ontology annotation, molecular function: protein tag activity; ubiquitin protein ligase binding. The coding region runs from base 131 to 1504 and encodes 457 amino acids. NCBI's taxonomy places the organism in Eukaryota, Viridiplantae, Streptophyta, Magnoliopsida, Rosales, Rosaceae.